This is a messenger RNA of Colletotrichum fioriniae, 1785 nucleotides long. NCBI's taxonomy places the organism in Eukaryota, Fungi, Ascomycota, Sordariomycetes, Glomerellales, Glomerellaceae. The record is from RefSeq and is a predicted model, not a curated record.
AUGGUAUCGUCAGUCUUUGUGCUCGUUGGAGCUGUGGUCGCCUAUGGCGUAUAUGCCUACGUCUCCGGCCUGCAACGCAAUAUAGCAGAAGCAAAGAAACCAUUUGAGCGCAUCGGCGAGACCUUUAUGAUCGUAUCAGCCUUUCAGAUCCUCGUCCUAACCGACAGCGCCGAAGCCAUCCACCAGAUCACACAGCAGCGCGAAAAGUUCCCAAAGCUAGUUGAGACCUACGCCAUCCUGAAGCAGUUUGGCGACAAUGUCCUGACCACUGAGGGUGCCGUAUGGCGCAUGCACCGCAAGGUCACAUCCGCGACCUUUAACGAGAAGAACGCCUCCCUCGUCUUUGCCGAGUCGAUCAAGCAGGCGCAGAGCAUGACGCGCAAAUGGCUAGGCCCAGGCGGAGAGAAGAGCAAGGAGACCAUCCAGACUCUGGAUCACGAUACAAUGCGGCUCGCCCUCAACAUUAUCAGUUAUGUGGGAUUUGGGAUGCGCCUGCUUUGGCCGGGACAGUCGCUGCCCGAGGGAGCGGAUCCGAAGCUCACAAAGUACAGCUCGCUCGAGGCGGCCCCGGGACACACGAUGAGCUUUGCGGAUGCCAUUGCCGAGAUGCUGGAGCAUAUCUUGGUUCUACUGCUGGUACCACACAAGAUCUUAAAGCUGCUGCCCUUCAAGUACACAAAAGAGGCCAUUGACUCGCACGACAACUAUGUUCAGUACAUCGACGAGCUCAUGCAGGACAAGAUUGAGGAUCUGCAGAACGGCGACCACGACGAUGCCGGUAUGGAUCUUAUGGGCCAGCUUGUGAGAUCGAAAUAUGGGGAUGGAGCGGAUGCCAACGGGGGUAUCAAUGGGACGCUGUCAAAGGGAAAGGAGUCCAAGAUACCUCAGCUGUCCAGAUCGGAAAUCUCUGGCAACGCCUUCAUCAUGUUAGUUGCGGGACACGAGACGACGGCGAACGCGAUGCACUUUGGUCUCAUUGAGAUUGCGUGCAACCCGGCCGUGCAGCGGCAGCUUCAGAGGGAUAUCGACGGCAUCUUUGGCGACAACGAUCCGAGCACGUGGAACUACGAGAGCACGGUAAACCCGAUGCUGGCGUCCAUGCUGGGCGCCUGCAUGAACGAGACGCUCCGGAUGACGCCGGCGGUUGUGGAGAUCCCCAAGAAGGUCAGCCCGGAAGGCGACGGCAUCAUUACGCUGGACGGAGAGAAGUACGUGUUGCCAAAGGGGGCAGAUAUUUCCAUCGUGGGCGUGGCAGCGCACCGGAACCCGCGCAACUGGCCGUCGAAGCCGAGCAAGAUUUCGGGGGCGGACCACGACCUGGACGACUACGCGCCGGAGCGGUGGUACAGGGCCAGCUCAAAGACGGCGGCCGAUACCAAGACUGGCGGCGAGGCGGAGGAGGACUACGGUGGGUACAGAGGCUCGGACACGAGUGAGAAGAUGUUCCGGCCGGUGCGGGGGUCCUACGUACCCUUCUCGGACGGACCGCGGUCGUGUCUGGGGCGGCGCAUCGCGCAGGUCGAAAUCAUUGCCGCGCUGUCUGUCGUAUUUCAGCGGCACAGCCUUGAGCUGGCGGUGGAUGAGUGGGCUAGAGACGCCGAGGUGGAAGCCAUGGGUCCGGAGGAAAGGCGGAAGCUGUAUAAGAAGGCGCAGGAGAAGUGCCGGGAGACUGUGAAGAAGGCGUCGACGAUGUUGACGCUUAAGUUGCCGCAGGGCAUGACUGUGCCUAUCCGGAUUGUGCCGAGAGGACAGGAAAGGUUUGUCGACAUUGUUGACUCUGCUUAG